Owenia fusiformis is the source of this 3072-nucleotide messenger RNA. Lineage: Eukaryota; Metazoa; Annelida; Polychaeta; Sabellida; Oweniidae. The record is from the annotation of a GenBank genome assembly.
GAGGCUAUCUAAUAGAUUUCAUCAGAAAUGGAAGAAACUUCAGGUAAAGUGAAGAGAACGCAGCCACUAUGGCAACCACCCCAGGGGUCAGGAAAACAUGAACUCUACCUCUACAACAGUCUCACAAGACAAAAGGAACAAUUUGUUCCCCAGAAUGGCAGGCAGGUUAAAUGGUACAGUUGUGGACCCACAGUUUAUGAUGCGUCACAUAUGGGACAUGCAAGGUCGUACAUAUCAUUUGAUAUUAUGAGGCGAGUAAUGAAAGAUUACUUCAACUAUGAUGUCUUCUACUGUAUGAACGUUACUGAUAUCGAUGACAAGAUAAUUAGACGUGCUAGGCAGAGACAUCUAUUUGAUAACUACUGCAAUGAAGCUAGAUCGCUACAAGAAUUGCUCAAGGAUAUUACAACAGCCAUGCAGCCAUUUGGUGAAAAACUAAACACGGAGACAGAUCCUGACAAAAAAGCUAUGUUGGAAGGUAUAAAGAUAGGUGUCACUAGUGGUGUUUCCAAGAUGGAGGAGGCUAUUAACAAUAAAGCCGAAAAUGAAAAACUCGAAGAAGCCAAACAGAAUCUUCUCCAAGCAACGAGAGACGUGCUCUCUGAUUGGCUAGAUGCUCAACACGGGUCUUCUAUAUCAGACAACUCGAUAUUUAGCGCGUUACCAAAACACUUUGAGGCGGAAUACCAUAAAGAUAUGGAUGCUUUAAAUGUUCUUCCACCAGAUGUCCUCACAAGAGUCAGCGAAUAUAUCCCAGAAAAUAUUGCUUAUAUUCAGAAGAUUAUUGACAAUGGUUUUGCAUAUGAGGCUGGAGGAUCUGUAUACUUUGAGACUACCAAGUUCAGCCAAUCAGAAGGACAUUUCUAUGCCAAACUUCUACCAGAGGCAUUUGGAGACAGUAAAGCUCUAAAGGAAGGAGAAGGUGAUCUCAGUAUCUCAGAAGACAGACUAAAUGACAAGAGAAGUGCCAAUGAUUUCGCUUUAUGGAAGGCAUCCAAGCCAGGAGAGCCUGCGUGGGAGUCACCAUGGGGCAAAGGAAGACCCGGUUGGCAUAUAGAGUGCUCUGUAAUGGCUAGUUGUAUAUUAGGAGACUCACUAGAUAUUCAUACGGGAGGUUAUGAUCUCAAAUUUCCACAUCAUGAUAAUGAACUGGCCCAGGCUGAGGCGUAUUUUGGUAACGACAACUGGGUCCGCUACUUCCUACACUCCGGCCAUCUCACUAUAGAAGGAUGCAAAAUGUCAAAAUCUCUCAAAAACUUUAUCUCGAUUCAGGAUGCUUUAAAAACACACAGUUCUCGCCAAUUAAGGUUUGCGUUCUUGUUACAUGCGUGGGCCGACACAUUAAACUACAGUCAGGACACGAUGGAAGUUGCAAUUACAUAUGAGAAACAUUUUAACGAGUUUUUCCUAACAGUCAAAGAUAUACUGAGAAACCAAGCAACGUCUGGACCAGAUGCAUUUACAAAGUGGGAAUCUGCAGAAACACAGCUAAAUGAUAAGUUCUUUGAAAGACAAUCUGGUGUUCAUGCUGCGCUAUGUGAUUCUAUUGAUACAAGAAGUGCAAUGGACUGUCUGCGUGACCUUACCACCUCAAGUAACAGCUACAUAGCGUCACAACGAGCGGCCAAGAUAUCACCCAACGGCAUACUUCUGAAAAACAUCGCCAUCUAUAUUACAAGGAUAUUGAAGGUAUUUGGUGUAAUACAAGGGGAUGAACCAAUAGGAUUUCCACAAGGAGGGGCCAAAUCACAGAAUAUUGAAGAGACAGUUAUGCCAUACCUCCAGUCAUUUGCCACAUUCAGGGAAGAUGUUCGUAAAGUGGCCAGAGAGCAAAAGGCUGCUGAGAUUCUGAAGUUAUGUGAUGUAGUGCGUGACGACACAUUACCAAAUCUUGGCGUGAGACUGGAGGACCACGAGGGCCAACCUUCCGUUAUUAAACUAGUCGACAGAGACACUCUUCUUAAAGAGAGGGAAGAAAAGAUUAAGCUUGAGGAACAAAAAAGGCUUGAAAAGGAAAGGAAAAAACAGGAGAAACUAAAGCAACAGGCUGCCAAAGAUGCAUUGAAUAAGAUACCACCAGGAGAGCUCUUCUUAAAGGAGACGGAAAAGUAUUCUAAAUUUGAUGAAAAGGGUAUGCCCACACACGACAAAGAAGGCAAAGAACUAGGGAAAUCUGCUCUGAAGAAGCUUACCAAACUAUAUGAGGCUCAGGAAAAGAAAUACAACGCAUAUAUGAAGGCGCAACAAGCCACGGAGGCCACAGCAGAUGGGAACUAAGCAAAACUGUGAUAUGUAUACAACUGUACGAAGAAAGGGGAUAACUCUGGGAUCUCUGAGACGUUAUACAAGACCAGGCCAUGAGCUAUUAGGAUCAUUGGCCACAACAGGUGAAAACUUAAAGCAAAACUAUGUUUAGACGAGGCUGCCUGAUUGGAAUAUUAACAUGGCAUGAAAGGCGCUUCUGGGCCUGUGAUCAAUCUCAGAUAUUUAAAUAGAGGCCCAGAGGUGCAUUAAUGCACCUAAACUAUGCUAAGUCUUGUAUGGAGCCUUUGUGUAAUCCCUCUUAAUAUAUGCACAUGUAUCAGUUAUUAAAAGGGGAGAAGGACGGAUUUUGUGAGGAUCUCAGAGACUUUACGCAAGAUAGUUGACAUUGUCUUCAAAUAUAGGAAACGUCAUUGCAUCUGGUCCGUACGAUGUCAUAUUUCACUGCAUAUGUGUGACAUUUGCCAAAUUGUUUGAGUACAUUAAAUGUAUUAGAAUCGAGGAAAUUUUAUAUGUCAGGGGAUAUCAUUUCAUUAUCUUUGGCUAGCUUUUUAUUUAAGCCAUAUUGAGUGCCAUAUGCUACAAAAAUACAAAGUACGCUGUUGGGCGAAAUUGGUGACUUCAGAUUUCACUCCAAGUGUUAUGUACCAUAGGGUAAUAAUGAAUAUGAUUUUUAAACAAUUUGUAAGCAUAAUUCAGUAUUUUCAGAGCUCAGUAAAUCAAGUAUGCUUCAAUAUUCUAGAUAUUAAAGAGAUUAAAGGGUAAAUCAAAACUUGCAUUGUACAAUGUGCUUAUUAUUUAUUAGAUAUA